This is a messenger RNA of Rhinopithecus roxellana (golden snub-nosed monkey), 4855 nucleotides long. It is a transcript of the gene AGBL5, whose product is annotated as ATP/GTP binding protein like 5. The record is from RefSeq and is a predicted model, not a curated record. The transcript has 13 exons. NCBI's taxonomy places the organism in Eukaryota, Metazoa, Chordata, Mammalia, Primates, Cercopithecidae. Bases 903 to 3260 code for a protein of 785 amino acids. Gene Ontology annotation, molecular function: zinc ion binding; metallocarboxypeptidase activity. Gene Ontology annotation, biological process: proteolysis; protein deglutamylation.
CAGCCCCGGCCCCGCCAGCCCCGGCCCCGCCCCCUUCUCUCAGCCCCUUCAGCCCGAGCCCCUCGAAGGCCACCCCGCUCCCGCCCCCCUCCCCCGCCCUGGCUUCCGCGGUGCCGACCCCGCGCAGCUCCGUGGCCUCACCUCUGACUCCUAGGCCCUCCCUGCCCAACCCCCUGCCGCGGGAGUCCGUCUCGACCCCUCCCAUGCCUCCCAGUCCCACCCUGCCCAGGACAAGCCCGCUCGGUGUGAACGGUUCCCCGUGAGUCGAGGGUGGAGAAGCCAGCCUCCUGCCCCCGAGUGGUACCCUAGCAGCCCACCUCUUUUAGGGGUGCUCAGAACACCCAUUACUCAUCCACAACUACUAGGGUAGCUUUCGCAGGGUGCAGUGCUUACGGGGCGGAAGGGUUUGGAAACAUACCCAUGCCCUGGGUGGAAUGGAGCUCCUGUCGCUAGGUGAGCCCAGUAGCCUUUGGCUUGGCAGAGGCCACGCUGUUAUAAUUUUCCUCCAUACUAGGAAUAAGGUAGGAACAAAAAAGGAAGAACCAGCCCUUACCGGGCUCAGGGGAGCAACACGAGAAUGUCCGCUCAGUACUUGAGGACAGAGGCUGGAGAGAGGACUACCCAUUUACACUGAGAACCUCCGUUCCUCUCUCUGCUCUGUGCUGGAGAGUGCAGAGCCAGAGAUCCAGAACGGCCCAUCUCUAAAGGUGGCCAUGUAUGGUGCUCUCAGGGCCAGAGAGGGGCAAGAGGAUGCUUUCCCAGCCCCACCAUGGAGCUGCGCUGUGGGGGAUUGCUGUUCAGUUCUCGCUUUGAUUCAGGGAAUCUAGCCCACGUGGAGAAGGUCAUGGUUCUACUUCAGCGUCCGGGGAGGAACACCAGGAAAACUCAUCAAGAUCAACAUUAUGAACAUGAACAAGCAGAGCAAGCUGUAUUCCCAGGGCAUGGCCCCCUUUGUGCGCACACUGCCUACCCGGCCACGCUGGGAACGCAUUCGAGACCGGCCCACCUUUGAGAUGACAGAGACACAGUUUGUGUUAUCCUUUGUUCACCGUUUCCUGGAGGGCCGUGGGGCCACCACCUUCUUCGCCUUCUGCUACCCCUUCUCCUACAGUGACUGCCAGGAUUUGCUAAACCAGCUAGACCAGCGCUUUCCGGAGAACCACCCCACCCAUAGCAGCCCCCUGGAUACCAUCUAUUACCAUCGGGAGCUCCUUUGCUAUUCUCUGGAUGGACUUCGUGUAGAUCUGCUGACGAUCACUUCCUGCCAUGGCCUUCGAGAAGAUCGAGAGCCCCGUCUAGAGCAGCUAUUUCCUGAUACCAGCACCCCUCGACCAUUCCGUUUCGCAGGCAAGAGAAUAUUCUUCUUAAGCAGUAGAGUACACCCAGGGGAGACUCCAUCUAGCUUUGUCUUCAAUGGCUUUCUGGACUUCAUCCUCCGACCUGAUGAUCCCCGGGCCCAAACCCUACGUCGCCUCUUCGUCUUUAAGCUGAUUCCCAUGUUGAACCCUGAUGGUGUGGUUCGGGGACACUACCGCACAGACUCACGUGGAGUGAAUCUGAACCGUCAGUACCUGAAGCCUGAUGCCGUCCUGCACCCGGCCAUCUAUGGGGCCAAAGCUGUGCUUCUCUACCACCAUGUGCACUCUCGUCUGAACUCCCAGAGUUCCUCUGAGCACCAGCCCAGUUCCUGUCUCCCUCCUGAUGCUCCUGUUUCUGACCUGGAGAAAGCCAACAAUCUCCAAAAUGAAGCUCAGUGUGGGCACUCAGCUGACAUGGAUAAUGCUGAAGCCUGGAAACAAACAGAGCCAGCAGAACAGAAGCUCAACAGUGUGUGGAUUAUGCCACAACAGUCUGCAGCGCUUGAAGAGCUAGCCCCUGACACCAUCCCCCCCAAAGAGAGUGGCGUUGCUUACUAUGUGGACCUGCAUGGACAUGCUUCCAAAAGGGGCUGCUUCAUGUACGGAAACAGCUUUAGUGAUGAGAGCACCCAGGUGGAAAACAUGCUGUAUCCAAAGCUCAUCUCCUUGAACUCAGCCCACUUCGACUUCCAGGGCUGCAAUUUCUCAGAGAAGAAUAUGUAUGCCCGAGACCGUAGAGAUGGCCAGUCUAAAGAGGGAAGCGGCCGUGUUGCAAUCUACAAAGCCUCAGGGAUAAUCCACAGCUACACACUUGAAUGCAACUACAACACUGGACGCUCAGUAAACAGCAUCCCUGCUGCCUGCCAUGACAAUGGGCGUGCCAGCCCCCCUCCCCCGCCGGCUUUCCCCUACAGAUACACUGUGGAACUAUUUGAGCAGGUGGGACGAGCUAUGGCCAUCGCAGCUCUGGACAUGGCGGAAUGUAAUCCAUGGCCCCGAAUUGUACUGUCAGAGCACAGCAGCCUUACUAAUCUACGGGCCUGGAUGCUGAAACAUGUACGCAACAGCCGAGGCCUAAGCAGCACUCUGAAUGUGGGUGUCGGCAAGAAGAGGGGCCCUCGAACUCCACCCAAAAGUCACAAUGGGUUGCCUGUUUCCUGCUCCGAAAACACCUUGAGCCGGGCACGAAGUUUUAGCACUGGCACAAGUGCUGGUGGUAGCAGCAGCAGCCAACAAAAUUCUCCACAGAUGAAGAAUUCCCCCAGCUUUCCUUUUCAUGGCAGUCGGCCUGCAGGGCUGCCAGGCCUGGGCUCUAGUACCCAAAAGGUCACCCACCGGGUGCUGGGCCCCGUCAGAGAGCCCCGAAGCCAGGACAGGAGAUGGCGGCAGCAGCCACUGACCCAUCGUCCUGCAGGCAGCCUUGCUCCAUCCCCAGCUCCUACUAGUUCUGGCCCAGCCUCCUCACACAAGCUGGGCUCCUGUCUACUGCCCGAUUCACUCAACAUACCAGGGAGCGGCUGCUCACUCUUGUUCUCCGGGGACAAACCAGAGGCUGUCAUGGUAAUCGAGAAAGGUCUGCUAGGGACUGGAGCUCGGAUGCCCUACAUCAAGACUCGAUUGCAGGUAAUAUUUUUGGGUCUUCAGCACAACUACUCUGGCAGAACCCAGCAAGGCACUGUUCCUCUGGGUAGUGGGAGGGAAAAUGCUCAGCACUGCUUUACUGCCUCUACGCUUGGCCACAUCAGAGAGCUUCUCUGGUGCCUGAGUGCCUGUCUAUCCAGUCCCCCUCCUGCCCUCCACCAUCCCCAACAGCCAGGUCAUUUGCUUGCUUUCAACCUGUCCCUGCCAGAUAUACCCCAACUUCAGCCUGCUAGCUUUGGCUUUCCCUGCCCCUGCCCUUAGCUUCUCCUCUCUUUCUGCCCAGACCUGCCCGAGGAGAGUUUCCGCCAGGAGGGGUCCCGGAUUCCCCAGGUAACACAUUUGGUUGCUGCUGCUAGGAACAGCCCUGCCACCAACUCCGAUUCAGUCCAGAUCCCCAUGCUAGGUAAAGUUGAGUAUAGGCAGAAGCUGACCGGAUGGGUGAAGCGUACACUGCUCUGGCAGGGGCUGAGGCAUAGAGGGCUCUGAGAGAGGUCUACCAACCCUCACUAUCUUUCUACACAGUGUUUCUCUACUCACCCAGACCUUAGUCAUGGUGUAGCCAUGGCGGUUAAAUGCUGGAUCUGUUUGCCACCCCUAGUUAUAGACUUGGAGUGCACAGUCAUGGACUGAAUCCAGGACUUCUCUGGCUAUUAUAGUGCCUCACCCUCUCAGCUAGAAUUCAAUGUCCCAGUACCUCUACUGAUCCCUAUACUACAACACUCUAAUGCAUGGAAACUCUAGAAGCAAACUAAAAGCAAAAAACUCAUGGAAGAAUCCAGCCUCUUAGCACAAACCCUGUCCACACAGGCUAGGCCCAGGUUGGGCCGGGGCUCACCGCCGACUCGCAGAGGGAUGAAAGGCUCUUCAGGCCCCACAUCCCCUACCCCCCGGACCAGGGAGAGCAGUGAGCUGUAGCCGGGACCCUGCUCUGCUAAACCAGGGUGAGCACUUGGGUCCAGUCCCUCACCCCACCCCUCACUUCUGUCCCCUCAUUCCCAUUUCUGUCAUUCAGAAUAAUUUUCUGCCUUCCCUACUCCUUUUGAGCACUAAGACUAAAUGUACUUUCAUUAAGAAUCUAGUCCCUGAUUUUCUUUUCCCCCACCAUGGCCACAGUCUUCAAUCCAAAGGAAAAGAAAACAACUUUUAGUUAGGGCCUAAGGCCUAGGAGCUGGCUGGUUCCAGCAAGAGACCACUGCAGUAACCAACUUGCCCAUCCUUACCCAUCUUCAUCUGGAUCCACUUGUUUCACUUUCCAGCCCCUGGUUAGCAGAAUAGUAGAGAAGCAGAGUUUUCAUAGCCCUGAUUCCUCUCUCUUCUCUGUUGCAGGCUGCCUCAGGCCAGGCCCCCACGGCCCCGCUCUGCCCCUGCCUUUUCUCCUAUAUCCUGUAGUCUGUCUGACUCCCCAUCCUGGAAUUGUUACAGCGGGGGUCCCUUGGGCCAACCUGAGGUUUGUUUUGUCCCUAAAUCUCCCCCACUCACUAUUUCUCCCCGGGUCUGAUAAUGCCUUUAUGUUGAAGCCCAAGAUAUAGUCCCAAGAUGGGGUAACACGUGGGAAAUAUGCUAGUUCCCCUCCAGGCCGCUGAUUCCAUGUGACAGCCGUUAAGUCCUUGGAAUGCCAGCCACGCUGUCCAAAGCAUUAAAGAGCAGCACCUUGAGACAGAACAAAACAGGGACCUGCGACCCCUUCCUUCCCUCCACAGCACAAGAUUUGGGGACCACAAAAAAAAAUCUAUAUUUUUAUAUUGGGGGGAGGGAGUAGAAAAGCAAGCCCCUAUGCUGGGCCCUAUUCAGUGGCAGCUUCUUGUUCCAUAGGAUUAAGGAAGACUUUGAGGAAAUAAAAGUUGUUUGGAAAAAUC